AUGAAGGCAGCAUUCACCCUUGCAGCCCUCAGUGGCUCCCUUGUCGCCGCUGGUGAUUACUUCGGCGUCAUCUCGGCUCGCUCUGCCUCCCCAAUCCAUCUUCUGCCAAUGAAUGCCGGCAGAGGACGAAUCUAUCUUGGUGGCACCGCAGAUACGUUUUGCCCGGACAGUGUUGCUUCGGCGGGCGGCUGCCCACCCACCACCGGCGAGACCAACUUCUUGGUUGGAAACGCUGCAACAGGCACCCUUGUCAUGGGUGCUGAGGUUCCUGGUGGUCAAUAUGUGUACAUCGACACCUGUGGAGCCGUCAAGUACACGGUGGCUCACUCCGGCACUAUUCCAGAGGGUGCUACGCAGACCGGCUGGUCAGUGACGCAAGGUGCCAGCUUCGGCACUCUGAACUGGAAGGGCGGCCUCAUGGCUUGUAAUGAGGACAAUACCUGGUUCGUGUACGGUGUCCAGACCGACUCUCCAGUCCCAGACACAUGCCUUACCUUCGACGCUUUGACUAGCAACCAGACUGAACCGGACGCAUGGCAAUAUACCACCGCCUAG
Recurvomyces mirabilis is the source of this 555-nucleotide messenger RNA. RefSeq lists its product as uncharacterized. The coding region runs from base 1 to 555 and encodes 184 amino acids. The transcript is spliced from 2 exons. NCBI's taxonomy places the organism in Eukaryota, Fungi, Ascomycota, Dothideomycetes, Mycosphaerellales, Teratosphaeriaceae. The record is from RefSeq and is a predicted model, not a curated record.